CUUGCUGCUGACUUAUGAGGCUUUCAGUUGGCGUGCUCAGUGAAAAACGGUUCACAUGAGAGGAUGAUAAAUGUCAGGAAAUCCUUUUUCAGCCUUUUCGGGUUGUAUCUGACAUUUUCGAACACCGAAUGUUGCUUUGACGAUGGCUGUUAUCUGCCAAAACCAAACAUCACUCUGAAAGCUAUUAAUGACAAGCAGACCCUUGUGGUGAGCUGGUUGGUAAAACACAGCAGUUUUGUAGGUGACAUUUAUGAGAUCGAGCUCAGCCGCACUGAACAGCUCACCGUUAUUUACACUAAAAAUGUGAGCGUAUCACCUGGAGUUUCGGCCGAAUACACAUGGACAUGGAUCUCUGAUCUGCCUCUGGAGUGUGUUGAUCACUCUGUCAGAAUGCGAUACUAUAAUCAGUCUGACCAGAGUCCUUGGAGCAACUGGAUAACCAACUCUGGAUUCAAAGCAAACGAUGAGAUCCACAUUUUUCCCUCCAGCCGUGUGCUGAGGCAGGGCAGCAGUGCCAUGUUCUGCUGUAUUCCCCCAACAGGGGUGAACGUUAAAAGAAUGACCUUCAGGAACAAGGAAUACCGUCUUUUGAGCAUUGGAGGUGGAGUAAAAGCUAUUACUGUAAACAACCUCACUAUCCCAAAAGGAAUAAUUAAGCAUUUGUUACUGACCUGCGAUGAUGCAACAGGCAACAGUGUUCAUGUCUCGAACUAUAUCAGUUUUCCACCCCAGAAACCCAGAAACGUCGGCUGUGUAACCUUUGACAUGGUAUCUGUCAGCUGCACCUGGGAUUCACCCAGAAAGCGACUCCUGCAUGAUCGCAACGUGCAAAUUUACACUCUCCACAUAGAAAACUCAGACAAGUCUCCCUUCACCUGUGAGCAGUCAUCAUGUACUUUUCCAGCUGUGCCACACCUGCAAAAUUAUAACAUCAGUGUGUGGGUGAAGGACAAGCUAGGAGAGGAGAUGGAACGUUAUAGCUUCAACAUCUCUGACAGAGUGUUUCCUGUUGUGAAGUCGCUGAGUGUGAACCGCGGGGUGACAGAGGCCACAGUGUCCUGGAGCAUGCAGGAAAGCUUGACUCAUGUGAACCUUAUCUGUCAGGUCGCUACAGUCCCACUCGGCACCGUGGAGCUGAGGUGCAACAACAUUAUGAGCAGUUUCUGCGACACAAAACUGGAGCACCUGGUUCCCAACACGAAGUACAAUGUCAGAGUACGCUGCACUGUCAAUGGACGACUCUGGGGAGAAUGGGCAGAAGAAACCUUCAUAACAGAUCCACUGGUGUCCUUGGAUUUAUGGAGAAGAAUACAGCCGCUGUCUAACUCGCGCACCCGUCAAGUUACUCUGAUGUGGAAGCCAUGUAUUGCUGGCACAGCAGCCACAAUAAACAUACAAGAGUACACGGUUCAGUGGUCACAGGAAGGCCAAACAGAGUCGAAGAACAGCAGCGUGGGCCAGGCAGUGGUGUCCAUUGGCCCAGGAAAGUGUGACUUCACUGUCCAGGCUGUCCUCCCCUCUGGCACCUCCAUCCCCGCCAACAUCACCAUCCCACCAGCAGAGCACAAAGAAAAUCUCCCAGUACAGAAGCGUUUAGACAGCACCAGCGAGGGUGGUUUCAAUCUGGCAUGGGACGAUCAGAGCACUGCCACCUGUGGCUAUGUUGUGGAGUGGUGCAUGCUGGGAAAUGCAGUGCCUUGCACUCCGCAGUGGAAAGUGCCAGAGGGAAAUAAUGCAUUGUUAUUACAUGCUAGUAAAUUCCGAGCAGGUCACAGGUAUACGUUUUAUAUUUAUGGAUGCACGGACAAUGGAUAUAGACUACUGGAGAUACAGACUGGUUACUCACAGGAAUUCAAUUCUGUUCAGCGCCCAAGUCUGGUUGAACCUGUUCAGAGUACUUCCUCUUCUGUGACACUGGAGUGGCAUUACAAUGAAGAUGAUCCAGCUCAGCCAGCAUUCAUCAUGGGGUACCUGGUUACAGUGCAGGAAGUAGGAUCUGUUUGGCUGCCAGAUCGGUCCAAUGUCUCAGUUGCAGAUCCCCACGUGAAGUUUGUGACCAUAGAGAGUCUGAAGGAGAACACAGAGUAUACUUGCUCUGUGAGUGCUCUCACUAAAGAGGGGCCUGGGCUACCAGCCAACAUUACCUUCAGAACCAAAAUCAACUACUCUUCUCUCAUAAUCAAGGUACUGACUCCCAUCUUUUUACUCAUGGGCUUCACUGUUCUCCUGUGGUCCCAAGUGAAAAUGUGA
Molecule: messenger RNA, 2250 nt
Organism: Neolamprologus brichardi
Lineage: Eukaryota; Metazoa; Chordata; Actinopteri; Cichliformes; Cichlidae
Source: RefSeq, a predicted model, not a curated record